GACUUACUUGGGUUCAAGGCUGUCACAGAAGCUACUGCUCCGCAGCCUGGAGCUUCUAUUCUUCUCGUGAUUUCAUUAGGGGCCUGUGUGGAUGCAUCGUCCUCUGCUGAACAUUGUCGAGCCUUGUUGGAAUAGAACGCUACUCCGUCCAGCGUGAUGUGUUGAGCUGGGAGAUUACUGAGGUUAGCGGCAUGUAGCAUGCGGGCUUUGGUCACUCAAUAUUACUGGGAGUAGAAUUAGGUUAGAAAUCGGAGAGGUCGUCAGUCAUGGCGAUGAUGCUUACGUCCAACGCCAUUGUGGCGCUCAACAAUGGCGACGUCGAGCUUCGUCCCGUGCUUCAGAUUGUCGACAUACGGCAGAUAGGGAAUGCGCAGACUACGACGGAGCGGUUCCGGUUGGUACUUUCGGAUGGCGUGCACCUUCAGCAAGCAAUGUUGGCGACGCAAUUGAAUGAGAAAGUCAAGAACAAUUUGGCUGUGAAGGGCUCGAUUGUGCAGCUGCUGGAAUACAUAUGCAAUACUGUUCAGAAUAGAAAAAUUAUAAUAGUACUCAACAUGGAAAUCGUGGAGUCUAAGGCCGACAUUAUUGGUGAUCCGAAGCACCUGGUUGCAGGCGGAGAGCACCAAGCAGGACCUGGCCCGGGUCCUGGUCCAGGGAGCUCUCAGCUGCAGCAACCAUCACCAAGUAUUUCCGCUCCCUCCACUGCAACGGAUCCCGCGAAUAGCAGUUCUGGAUACAGGCCCGCAGCCACGAAUUUAGGCCAGACUUUGGGGGCAGGGCUGGCCAAUGGUGCGGGAGGCUUUAAUAUGGGCCAAGCACCAGCAGGCGGUUACAAUCCAUAUUCCUCUGCAGGUGUAGGAGUGAAGCCCGAGUUAGGCUUACCAAAGAAUACUACUGCCAAUGGAGUUGGAGUAGGUUAUGGUCAGCAAGGUCAGCAACAAAACGCUUAUGGACGACCUAUGGCUGCCUAUCAGCCUGCUCCCGUGUAUGGGAACCGAGGACCUAUUGUGAAGAAUGAAGCUCCUGCCAGAAUCAUUCCGAUUGCUGCGCUGAAUCCUUAUCAGGGACGCUGGACCAUCAAAGCUCGCAUUACAGCUAAGGGGGAGAUUCGGCGCUUUCACAACGCAAAAGGAGAAGGCAAAGUAUUCUCCUUUGAUAUGCUCGAUGCAGAUGGUGGAGAGAUUCGGGCAACUUGUUUUAACAACGUUGUAGAUCAAUUUCAUGAACGUAUCGAAGUUGGAAAAGUAUAUUUGAUCAGUAAAGGUUCCCUGAAGGCUGCUCAGAAGAAUUUCAAUCAUCUGAAGAACGAUUGGGAAAUAUUUCUAGAAUCACAGACUACAAUUGAACCCUGCUACGAAGAGGACUCAUCCAUACCUCAACAGCACUACGACUUCAAACCAAUUUCUGAGGUAGAAGCAUUGGAGAACAACGCCAUGAUAGAUAUUGUUGGAGUGGUGAUGUCAAUCAAUCCAACAACCACAAUCAUGCGCAAGAAUGGUCUUGAGACGCAGAAAAGGAGUUUACAAAUGAAGGAUAUGUCUAACCGUAGUGUGGAGCUCACUAUGUGGGGUAGUUUCUGUAGUAAGGAAGGUCAAGAAUUGCAAGACCUGUGUGAUUCAGGUGCCAAUCCCGUAUUAGCAGUGAAAGCUGGUCGAGUUAGCGACUUUAGCGGCAAGUCUGUGGGCACGAUUUCUUCCACACAAUUGGCAAUAAACCCCGAUCACCCGGAAGCGCGGAGAGUUCGGGAUUGGUUUGAGCGGGAGGGGAAGAAUACUGCGACCGUCUCUCUAUCUAGAGAAGGUGGAGGUGGAGGGCGGUUGGAACAGCGGAAAACUGUCGCAGCUAUCAAGGAUGAAGGACUGGGUAGAGGUGACAAGCCGGAUUGGAUAACAGUUAGAGCCACUGUCUUCUAUAUCAAACCAGAGAACUUUUGCUAUCCAGCUUGUCCUCUUGAGGUGAACGGGAAGCAGUGUAUGAAGAAAGUGACAAAUAAUGGAGAUGGCACAUGGCGUUGUGAUAGAUGUGACCGUUCUGUGCCCGAAUGUGAUUACAGGUAUCUGCUGAGCAUUCAAGUUCAGGAUCAUACCGGCCCAACAUGGAUAACUGUCUUUCAGGAGACCGGAGAGGAACUAAUGCAGCAUACAGCGAAAGAGCUGUUUUUAUGGAGUCAAGAUGAGCCACAGCGGUUUAGUGAAGCUAUACAAAAGCUUACAUUUACGAAACAUGUAUUCAAGUUAAAAGUCAAAGAAGAGACAUACAACGAUGAGCAAAGAACCAAAUCCACACUGGUCAAGGUAGACCGUAUGGAUUGGGUGUCUGAGAAUAAGCUAAUGCUGGGCUCGAUUAAAAGUUUGAAUUCAGGUGAGCCAGAAUAUAGGGCAGCUGGUACUAGUGGUACUGCAGGUGUAUACCCAAGUGCGACACCUGCGUAUGGUGGGUCGAUCCAGACACCCAAUGUGAAACCAGCUGUGGAGGCACAAAAUAAUUAUGGAGCAGCAACAGGUGGUUUUGGUGGAGGAUAUGGCGGAAGUGGUAGUUCUUACGGAGGUGUUGCUGCAGCUAGCUCUUACGGGGGAGGAUCUGGCGGAGGGAGUAGCAUGGAGUGCUACAAAUGCAAACAGGAAGGGCACUUCGCUAGAGAUUGUCCGAAUUCUGGGGGAGGAGGUGGAUCUGCAUAUGGAGGAGGGUCUACGGGGUAUGGAGGUGGCGCAACGGCGUAUGGUGGAGGAGGGGUUGGCGGCGGUGGCGGCGGAAAUUGUUAUAAAUGUGGCCAAGGUGGGCACUUUGCCAAGGAUUGUCCUAGUCAAACAGGAAUUAGUGGGCGAGGUGGAGGUGGUAGUUAUGGUGCAAGAAUUUCCGGUGGAGGGGGUUAUGGUGGAGGUCGAGGGGGUGGCUAUGGUGGUGGCUACGGUGGUGGCUAUUGAGAGUGGGGAGCUGUAAGCACUCUUUUCACCGUAACAUGUUUGGAUUAGAGAAUGAAUUUAAGAGAACCAGAGGAGCAAUACUGGAGGUAGAAUUGUGAACGAAUUUGCACUAGCGCCUGUUUGCAUACAGUCGUGAUGCAGUCGGAGCGCCCUUUGCUUGGAGGCGCUUUAUCGAUGUCAAGGCUAUACAACGAUUAAAUCCUACCUUAGUAAGUUGAGCGAUGUUGAAAAUACAAAGCGUGGCAAAAUACAACUCUUUUAGGAAUGAGGACUACUGUAGCUAGCAAAGGUGUGGUGUGGUGCGGUGCGGUGCGGUGCAAUGGAUAGACAAGACGAGACUUCCUGAUUUCACUGGAGUAAACAUUGACAUUACACUAUGCAUUGCAAGGAGACUAAUCGACACCAACAAAGUAGUGGCAAAUGAAUUUAGCAUGUCUCUGGCUUCUUUCGGCGGUUUUGUUCUUGGCGCCUGAACAGAGUGAGGGCAGUGAGCUUUGUAAAUAUCACAAUUUUUCAACUGCUUGUGUUUCUGGAGGAGGAUAUUUUCUGCA
This is a messenger RNA of Physcomitrium patens, 3475 nucleotides long. Its product is annotated as replication protein A 70 kDa DNA-binding subunit A. Gene Ontology annotation, cellular component: nucleus; DNA replication factor A complex. Gene Ontology annotation, biological process: double-strand break repair via homologous recombination; nucleotide-excision repair; DNA replication. Gene Ontology annotation, molecular function: damaged DNA binding; single-stranded telomeric DNA binding; zinc ion binding. Lineage: Eukaryota; Viridiplantae; Streptophyta; Bryopsida; Funariales; Funariaceae. The record is from RefSeq and is a predicted model, not a curated record.